Molecule: messenger RNA, 544 nt
Organism: Gadus morhua (Atlantic cod)
Lineage: Eukaryota; Metazoa; Chordata; Actinopteri; Gadiformes; Gadidae
Product: kinesin-like protein KIF16B
Exons: 2
Coding region: 117-389 (90 amino acids)
Source: RefSeq, a predicted model, not a curated record
UGUCAGACUGAACCACAGCAUGGAGGAGAAGGGAUUGUUGCUGUUUGCGGACUCCUGGAGCUCUAUAUCUAUAUAAUAUAGAAUAAUACUCUCUCUGUGUCUUUUUCUCACCUCUCAUGAUGACAUCAUGGCAGUGUGUGUCCCCCGCGGCCCCCAGCGGCCCCCCCGCCCAGCAGGGGCCCCUACAGGUGAACGUUCCUUGCUACCUGCUGCGCGGACAGGGCAAGGACGAGCACUAUGAGUAUGAAGUGAAGCUCGCUGCUCUGGAUAUCCCUCCGAAGAAACUCUUUGGGAACCGAGAUGAGAGGAUGAUCAACGAGAGACGAGGUCACUUGGAGGUGAUUAAACCAGUUCUAAAGUAUCCAUGUGGAUGUCACACUUACAUUUAAACCGGUUCUAAAGUAUCCAUGUGUGGUCUUAAACUUAUUAGACGAGUUCUAAAGUAUCCACGUGGAUAUCACACUUACAUUAAACUAAAUCAACGUCGUCGUACAUAUCUAGUUGAUUAAACCUAUCACGAAGAACGCAAUGUCUCCGUAAACCA